AAAUAGCAAAAUCCCAACAAUACACUGAAAUAUAAUAUGAAACGGAAGAAGUAAAUUGCCAAAAAUUUGACUCAAUUUGAAUUAUCGUAUAGAAAAAGAGGGCGCGUGUUUGGCAUUAAAACACAUUAUUUUUUUCUUAGCCAUUUUCAACCCACUUUUGUUGACCAAAGUGGGCCCCAGCUCUGCAACGUUUAUGAAGAUUUCCCAGUGCCAACCAUGGUAAUUAAUGGACCCUUUUUUAAUGGACAGAAACGCCCUCCAACAGCCACGGAAAAUGACCAAAACAUCCCUCACAUCAUUGCACUUAUCCGCACUUUCAAUUGGCUUGUGGUUGUGAAGGUAGUAACGUCAUUUACUGCUGUACCAUCCAUAAGUCAACAACAACUUCAGGUUAAACGGUACAUGUAUGGGCUGACUUGGGUUGGUUCGACACGCUUGAAACUCUAGGAUCUGACCAUUGACUUGAGCAAUUACUCUAAAGUGGGGGGUAGGGGUGUUCACAAGGCUAGAAGACUUGACCAAUGACUUCAAGAUCAGAUAAUAUUGAUGCAGUUUUAGAAAGUUAUUGAAAGGGUGUUUUCUAAAACCCCAAAUAUGUUUCUGAAAGUGGAAAGUGCUCCUACUGGCCAAUUCUUAUGUCUUCUCUUGUGAAUUGUGAGCCUUAGGCCUUGUUAUAAAGACUCUACCCAUGUGAUGGAGAAGGCAGAUUUUCAUUCUUUCCUUUCUGGCUUCACGUUUUCCCUCUGGUUUUUCUUCUCUCUCUCGCAGCCAAUGAACUGCUUAUUGUUGGCUUUUACAAUUUUAUUACAAAUCAAUGGAUUUCAAGGUUGUAUUAAGGAGGAGAGAAGGGGUCUUCUGGAAAUUAAGACAUAUUUUCGAUUGAUGAAUGGUGAAGCAGACAAUUCGCUUCUUUCUUGGAUUCAUGGAAAAGAGAGUAACUGCUGCAACUGGGUGAGAGUCACCUGUGAUCGAACUACAGGCAGAGUGAUCGAGCUCGAUCUUAACAAUUUACGUAUUUUAAAACCUCUCGAUCUCCCUUAUUUUCUUAAUGUCUCCUUAUUUUCCCCUUUUAAAGAAUUAAGAAUUCUUGAUUUGUCCGGAAAUAAAUUGUGGAGUUCUGCUAGUACUGGAGGUUUUAUAAAAUUGGUCCAUUUGAAGAGAUUAGAGAAGUUAAACCUUGCUUUUAAUGAGUUGAACAACAGUAUCUUCAAGUCUCUUGGCGCACUCAAGCCGUUGAAGUUUUUGAACCUCAGUGACAAUAAUUUUGAAGGGCUUCUUCCUGUACAGGAUCUAUCGGCUUUGUGGAACUUGGAAAUAUUGGAUUUAAGUCAUAACUGGUUUGAGGUUAACCUCUCAUUGCAAGAUACAGCAAGUUUAUCCCAGUUGAUAAAGUUGGAGCACCUAGAUUUAAGCCAUAACAAUUUCGACAAGCACAUUCUGAAGUCAGUGAGCAACCUAAAGGCACUAAUAUUCUUAUCGUUACAAGAUAAUUAUAUGGAUGGUCCAAUUUCAAGUAACGAACUGGACAGCCUGAAUAAGAAUUUAGAAGUCCUAAUUUUAAGAAGAAAUUGUCUGACUGGUCCUCUACCCAUUCAAGAUCUUAUAUCUUUCAAGAACUUAAAGGUCCUAGAUUUGAGCAAGAACAAUUUCAAGGGGAGCGUACCUCAAAUUAUCGGGCUUAUGUCCUCCCUUUCGGCACUAUCAUUGGCAGAAAACAAUCUUACAGGUUUCUUGCCCAGUAAAGGUUUCUGUGAACUUAAAGGCCUUCAAGAAUUAGACCUCAGUCAAAACGCCUUUGAAGGACCGCUUCCUCAUUGUUUCACCAACUUGAGCUCUAUAAAAGUUUUAGAUCUUUCUAUGAAUCAAUUCAAAGGAGACAUUUCCUUCAUAAUAUCCAACUUCACAUCCCUGCAAUACAUGAGCCUAAAGGAUAAUGAAUUCGAGGGUAAAUUAUCACUUAGUUUAUUGGCCAAUCAUUCUGAGCUGGAGAUCAUUGAACUGGGGAAUAUGGGAAAAAUUGAUGUUGAAACCGAAAAUUCAAAUUGGACCCCAAAUUUUCAGUUGAAAGUUCUUCAAUUAUCCAAUUGUAACCUUAAUAAACUCAGAGGCAAUAUCCCCACGUUUCUUUCACACCAGUACAGGCUAAAAGUGGUCGAUCUCUCCCACAACAACCUGCGAGGAAAUUUUCCUAAUUGGUUGCUUCAGAAAAAUGCAGGAUUAGAAGUUUUGAACUUAAGAAACAACUCUCUUGUUGGCCAGUUAUCACUGCCUCCUCAUCAGAACAAUAGCAUUUGUUGGUAUGAUUUGUCAAACAACCACUUGACUGGACAGGUAGGGGAAGACAUGGGAAGAAAGCUUCCAAGCAUUGAAUAUCUUAAUCUAUCUAGAAACUAUUUCGAUGGUACCAUUCCAUCCUCAUUCUGCAACAUGUCGAACUUGGGACAAUUGGACUUGUCUUUCAACUUCUUCUAUGGGGAAAUACCAAAAGAACUCAUUGCAGGAUGCAUCGAUUUAUAUGCUCUCAAAGUAUCCAACAAUAAGUUCGAAGGGGAAAUAUUGGCUACUACCUUCAACUUGACAAAUAUAAAUUAUUUAAGCCUAGAGGACAACCACUUCUCUGGAACUGUGUCAAAUGUUAUUGCUAGGAGCUCUUUCAUGAGAAUGUUGGACAUUAGCAACAACAAUAUCUCAGGUGAAGUCAGUUGGAUAUCUAAUAUGACACAGUUAUCAACUGUCCUCAUGUACAAUAACUUCUUGAGAGGCCGGUUACCGUGUCAACUAGGGAAAACCUAUUUUUUAGACAUCUCACAUAACUCUCUUUCAGGACCUUUACCAUCUUGCUCGAACAAUCUGGGUUAUAUAGUUUUACAGGGAAACAAGUUCACCGGACCAAUACCAUAUGCUUUUCUAAAUUCAUCAUAUCUGCUAACAUUGGAUAUGAGGGAUAACCUUCUGUCUGGUACGAUCCCCAACUCAUUGCAAGCACUCUCCAACUUGAGGGUUCUUCUGUUGGGGUCGAAUCAGUUGAAUGGCUCCAUUCCCAACCACAUAUGUAAUUUGAACAAAGUCUCCCUGAUGGACCUCUCCCACAACAAAUUCUCAGGGAUUAUUCCUCGUUGCAUCAAUAACAUCUCUUUUGGGAAAUUUGGUAUGUACGAUCAAAUAUACAUCUUGACUAACUUCUACUUUGAAGUGGAAAAGUCUACAACCUGUACAUAUGGGAAUUUCUUGGUGAGGAUUCAUGACUAUGCUAAUGUAGCGGAAUACACAAAAUUAGUUGAAGUUGAAUUCGUUACAAAAGGAAGGCCCAGAUCCUACGUGGGAAACAUCAUCAACUACAUGUCAGGAUUGGAUUUGUCAUGCAACAAUCUAACAGGAGAAAUCCCACAUGAAAUUGGAGAUUUGGGUUCACUUCAUGCGGCAAACUUGUCUCAUAACCAUCUUAAGGGUUCCAUUCCUAAAAUUUUCUCUCAUCUUUCCCAGAUAGAGAGUUUAGACCUUUCCUACAACAGAUUGAGUGGAGAGAUUCCACCAGAAUUGCUGAAUCUCCACUUUCUGGAAGUGUUUAGUGUGGCUUAUAACAACUUGUCAGGUAAAACUCCUGAAAUAAAAGCACAAUUUGGGACUUUUGACAGGAGCAGUUAUGAGGGAAAUCUAUAUCUUUGUGGACUUCCACUAGAAAAUAAAUGCUCUUCCAUCGGGGAGUCACCAAAAUCAUCAUCCAGUUCAGAAGUAAAGGACACGAAAUGGCUCGGUAACUCUAGAUUCAGAUUCAGGCCUUGAAUCUUGGUUCGACUCUGCUAUUUCUUUGGGGGCUUCAUUUUCAGGAAAAAAAUCACGUGGAGAAUCCAAUGGAAAAUCAAUUGAAAAGGAAGAAAAACAGAUCCAAAUGGCAAAUGAAGAAGGAAGAAGGUAGCCAACAGAAUUUCCAGAAGUUGAAUGAAGAAGUGAUGCCGUUUUAUGCUAACGGGAACGACACCGUUUUGGGAAUUGAAUAAAUUGUAAAAUGUGCUAAAAAAAGGUUAUUGGUUUUGAAGUGUUAAACACGUUUUCUUUACACACAGAGAAUUAGAUAUCCAUAAUCUAUAUCUAUAAUAUAUUAAAUAUCAUAUGAGGGAAGAAUUAUUUUUGGACGAUUCUACCCCUACUAUUUACGUGCCUUAUUAUGAUUCAAUUAUUUAUUUAAAUGCAUGUAUAAGGGUGUCCAUAAUGUAAAAUGGAAGUGUAAGACCUGUCAAUGGAAAAUAUCGAAAUGUGAACGAUGAAAUCGAAUUGUCUUU
Messenger RNA from Olea europaea var. sylvestris, 4280 nucleotides. RefSeq names its product LRR receptor-like serine/threonine-protein kinase GSO1. Gene Ontology annotation, molecular function: protein binding. Lineage: Eukaryota; Viridiplantae; Streptophyta; Magnoliopsida; Lamiales; Oleaceae. The transcript is spliced from 8 exons. Bases 694 to 3783 code for a protein of 1029 amino acids. The record is from RefSeq and is a predicted model, not a curated record.